Molecule: messenger RNA, 546 nt
Organism: Penicillium argentinense
Lineage: Eukaryota; Fungi; Ascomycota; Eurotiomycetes; Eurotiales; Aspergillaceae
Product: cytochrome c
Exons: 4
Coding region: 1-546 (181 amino acids)
Biological process (GO): mitochondrial electron transport, ubiquinol to cytochrome c; mitochondrial electron transport, cytochrome c to oxygen
Cellular component (GO): mitochondrial intermembrane space
Molecular function (GO): heme binding; electron transfer activity
Source: RefSeq, a predicted model, not a curated record
AUGACUACGCUUUUCGACAUGUUCUUCAUGUAUUCCAUCCUGGAGCGCGACGGCGAGCUCGAGAAAGCCAAGGGCAAGGUUGCCCAGGCUGCUGCUCAGGCUACUCAGGCUGCUGCUCAGGUUGCCCAGGCUACUACCAACAUGGCUAUCGAAAAGGCCAAGGCUAAAACCCAAGCUGCUACCAUGGCUACCACCGACACCAGGACCAGCACCGCUAAUCCCGCUCCUGCUCCAGGUGACUCUGCCAAGGGUGCCAAGCUCUUCCAGACCCGUUGCGCUCAGUGCCACACCGUUGAGGCUGGCGGCCCCCACAAGGUCGGCCCCAACCUGAACGGUCUCUUCGGCCGCAAGACUGGUCAGGCCGACGGCUACGCCUACACCGACGCCAACAAGCAGGCCGGUGUCACCUGGGACGAGAACUCUCUGUUCAAGUACCUCGAGAACCCCAAGAAGUUCAUCCCCGGUACCAAGAUGGCCUUCGGUGGUCUGAAGAAGGGCAAGGAGCGCAACGACCUCAUCACCUACCUUAAGGAGUCCACUGCCUAA